Electrophorus electricus (electric eel) is the source of this 2072-nucleotide messenger RNA. It is a transcript of the gene dapp1, whose product is annotated as dual adaptor of phosphotyrosine and 3-phosphoinositides. NCBI's taxonomy places the organism in Eukaryota, Metazoa, Chordata, Actinopteri, Gymnotiformes, Gymnotidae. The record is from RefSeq and is a predicted model, not a curated record.
CUAGCUGGUAACAGUCUUCAAAUUAUCUCUCAAAUAGAUUCUCUCGCCAAAUGAAUCAUCUUGAAGUUUCCAGACACACGAAAUUAUUAAUGCUUAGUGCUUAUUAAUUCACAUACCAGAGACACGAGGGCAAACGCUUCAAACAUGAGCGUUUGCAGUUCUACACGCAGCUACGGGGAUGACCUGGACGAGUUGGAGUCAGUUGGUUGGUACCAUUAUGAUUUAUCUCGCCAUGCAGCUGAAGCUUUGCUCUUGUCAAAUGGUGUAGAUGGGAGUUUCCUACUCAGAAACAGCAACAAAGGACCUGACUGCUUUGCCAUAUCUGUCAGGGCAAAGGAUUCAGUGAAGCACUUCCAUGUGAAACGACAGUGUGGGAAAUACUCGUUUGGCUUCAAUGAGUUUCCCUCCCUUCAGGAUUUCAUGAGUCACUUCGCCAACCAGCCACUACUGGGCAGUGAAACAGGCAACCUAAUAGUGCUUCGGUUCCCAUACCCCCGACAGGUGGAGGAGCCCUCCAUCUAUGAGUCUGUGUGUGUUCACACGGCCAUGCAGACAGGUCGCCAUGAAGGUGACCUGAUCGCCAGCGCCCCAUCACUAGGCACAAAAGAAGGCUAUCUGGUGAAACAAGGAGCUAUUAUAAAGAACUGGAAACAAAGAUGGUUCACACUAAAUAGAAAUGAGCUUAAAUACUUCAAAGACAAAAUGUUUGCAGACCCCAUUCGUACCCUGGAUCUGACGGCGUGCUCUGCUGUUCAGUUUGAUUACAGUCAGCACAGGGUUAAUUGCUUCUGUCUAGUGUUCCCUGAGAGAACAUUUUAUCUGUGUGCCAAGUCCGGCGCGGAAGCUGAUGAAUGGAUAAAGAUACUGCGCUGGAAACUGUCACAGAUAAAAAAAGGCAGAUGAUGGUGAAGAUGGGGCAAGAAGUGAAGGAAUGGCUGACAUUGUGCGAGGAGUGCCCAUGUUGGUAUGACGAGAUGUAAUGGGAUGAAGUCAGAGAUCAAAGGUCUAUAUCUCAUUAGGGUCCUCUGGCCAUUGUAAUCCUAGGGCCUGUACUGGUUCCAAUGGCAACUGCCAUUGCAUAAAGUGAGAAGUCAUCCUAUAUAUCUUACUGAGCAAGAUGCAUCAUGCCCUUGUUCCAUGCCAGGACCUUCUGCUGCACUGACCACCUGUGGUGAGAAUGCGUUACAGGCGAAGAAGAAAGAGUGUUGAGAUGAAAGUAUAAACAGAGUUUUCUAAGACACCAAAUGAUAACUGUGGCCAUUUAAAUUUAUUUUUCCCCUGUGGAACCAAGUAGGACACUGCAGCACUGGCUCAUACAGCAGUGCAGUAGAAGGUACUGACAAUGUAACAGAAGUACCACACCGAAAAGACUAACAUCUGAAGUAACUUGAAUCAGAAUUACAAAGGCGGCUAUGCAAAUGAGUAAUUUGAAUGAGUAUCAAUUAGCAGUACAUCACAUCACAAAGAGGUCAAAGUUUGACGUGAGUUUUCAAAGCAACAGACAACAACUAUAAGUGAAAGAGGCCAAGUAGUCAGCCUUGGUGAUUUGAUAUCACCAAAUUGCACAGGAGAAAGAUGAGUGGUCACAAGCCAGAGCUCUCCACAGAUGUUAAAUUACCAUUAUUUUUAACGCUGUUUUUCACUCUCUUAAUUGCAGACUUGUUUAUGUCUAGAGAAAAACUUAGGAAGCUUUUAGCAUACAAUGUUUGUUGCCAAGUCUUAAACAUGAUGGUGGACCCAUAAUGAUAUGGACAGCCAUUGUGAUAGUCGUUAGCUCAGAUUGUUCUAUCAAGGUGAUUAUGACUGCACCUUUGACACAUUCUGGAGCAUGGAAUUUAAAGUAGAUUUAUGAUGUGACUCUAACAUGAAAGAAGGGACCAAAGAUAUCUCCAUUUUUCUAGUGUUUUUGCAAAAAACAAAACAAAAUAACAAAAAAAAAACUAAAUUUGCAAACAAGUUUCCAAUAUUUUAUUUUUUAAUUAAACCUUUCUAGUAUGGUGUGUACUUAUUUAUAUUUAAAAAAAAACUGAAUUGUUCACACAAUAGUGUGGCUUCCCCUCUGCUGUAAUAUU